Molecule: messenger RNA, 487 nt
Organism: Myotis brandtii (Brandt's bat)
Lineage: Eukaryota; Metazoa; Chordata; Mammalia; Chiroptera; Vespertilionidae
Gene: PIN4
Product: peptidylprolyl cis/trans isomerase, NIMA-interacting 4
Exons: 4
Coding region: 73-468 (131 amino acids)
Biological process (GO): rRNA processing
Molecular function (GO): DNA binding; peptidyl-prolyl cis-trans isomerase activity
Source: RefSeq, a predicted model, not a curated record
CAGGCCCGUAGGACCUGAAGGGGCUUAGUGGGGCAACCGGUACAGUUGAGAGUUCAACGUCAAGUUUCCUAGAUGCCUCCCAAAGGAAAAAGCGGUUCUGGAAAAGGUGGAAAAGGAGGAGCAGCAUCUGGGAGUGAUAGCUCUGACAAAAAGUCUCAGGGUCCCAAAGGUGGUGGCAAUGCAGUAAAGGUCAGACACAUUUUGUGUGAAAAACAUGGAAAAAUCAUGGAAGCCUUGGAAAAGUUAAAGUCUGGAAUGAAAUUCAAUGAAGUGGCCACACAAUAUAGUGAAGAUAAAGCCAGGCAAGGGGGCGACUUGGGUUGGAUGACCAGAGGGUCCAUGGUGGGACCGUUUCAAGAAGCAGCAUUUGCUUUGCCUGUAAGUGGUCUGGACAAGCCUGUGUUUACAGACCCUCCAGUUAAGACAAAAUUUGGAUAUCAUAUUAUUAUGGUUGAAGGCAGAAAAUAAAAUUGUAUGGAACACUGAA